Messenger RNA from Camellia sinensis, 1292 nucleotides. RefSeq lists its product as uncharacterized. The record is from RefSeq and is a predicted model, not a curated record. Lineage: Eukaryota; Viridiplantae; Streptophyta; Magnoliopsida; Ericales; Theaceae.
UGCCCCAUCUAUCCUUGUUCAUCUCAAUCCUCUCUCUCAACUCCCUCCUCUCUCCUCCUGGCCUUGUCCCCUCUCUCUCUCUCCAAGGGCAAAAGAAAGAACAAAAGUCCACACAUAAAAUGGGCUCUUUGGUGGGACAUGUAGCACCUGGCUUUGGCUUCUUUGUCAUUGGAUUAUGGCACCUCCUUAAUCAUAUCAAGCUCCAUGCUGUCAACCCCAACUACACAUCCUUGCCAUGGUUCCCCACCUCAAAGUUAAGGUACUUAGAGCUCUUCUUGAUCAUGGGAGGUUGCUCCAUGUCCAUAGCCAUGGAGCUAUUCAUUGGGCCGGCCGACCACCAACCUUUGGACCAAGAUGGCACCAUCCCCUCCAACCAUCUCCACAACUUUGAACACUCCUCCAUAUCCAUGACCUUCUUUGUUUAUGCCUCUUUUGCUAUCAUCCUUGACCGAAUGGGGCCCAAAGCCCAAUAUGGCCUCACCCAAUUGCUCGGUGCCAUCGCCUUCGCCCAACAACUCCUCCUCUUCCACCUCCACUCGGCCGACCACACGGGUGUCGAAGGCCAAUACCACUUGCUCCUUCAAUCUGUCAUACUUGUAUCCCUCGUCACCACUCUCAUGGGUAUUGGAAAUCCUAAGAGUUUCUUAAUUAGCUUUGUUAGGUCUCUUAGCAUACUAUUCCAAGGUGUUUGGCUCAUGUUCAUGGGCUUCAUGCUUUGGACCCCAGCGUUCAUGCCCAAAGGUUGUUACUUGAACUUGGAAGAAGGUCACAAAGUUGUCCGGUGCCACAGUCAUGAAGCACUAGAGCGUGCCAAAUCACUAGUCAACCUUCAAUUUAGCUGGUUCUUGAUUCUUGUGACUGUUUGUGCCAUGUGCUUGUACUUGUUCUUGAUCAAAAUUUAUGGCCACAAAGUUGAAUACAACUCUCUAUUGAAGUACGAAGAACGAGAUCUUGAGGAAGAUGAAGAUGAAGAUGUUGAGGCUCAGAAGAAAAGCAAACUUGGCGAGUCGAAGAGCUUUGUUCACUUGUGAAAAUCCUAUGCUACUAUGAACAUUGAAAGGUAGAAGAAGAAAGGAGAAAGGUUAUGAAUAAGAAUAGAUUUGUGAAGAAAAAAACAUACCUCAUACUUGUACAAAAGUUAAGAGUUAAUUAUAUAAUCGGAUACAACUCUCUUAUAUAGGAGAAUGUAAAUUUCACAAAAAUGUGAUCUCCUUUAUAUGAGAUGAUUAUAUCUGAUAGGUGUGUUAAUAUACUCUUUUAGAAAAGAGAAGAUUAGGUUGGUGGUUUUUUCA